GAAAGGGAGCAACGGAAAGGCUCCUUUUGGUGUAACUUUCAUCUGUGGCUGCUAUUCCUUCUGUGUCAUACACAAAAGGUGUUUCACCCUCAGCUGGCAUUCUUGGAAAGGUAAUGCUGUCCUCAGCUUCGUAGCUGAGUAAAACUCAGUUUCCUCCUCUGUACAGAGCGUCAGAACUUGUGUUUAUUGAGGCAGUGCAUGCACCAGUUAAAAGGGAUCAAAAUAAAGCAGCUUCUGUUCAAGUUGAAACUUACAGUUUCAAGCAGCACAAUGUGGAGGCAGAAAGUUGAAAAAGCGAGCUCUGCCUUGUCCUCUCCCCUCUGGGAGGAGGGAUGCCCUGGUCCAGACAUCCCACGCUGUAGCAGUGUCAGCAUACUCUCAGCGUAAACAGGGAGUCAAAUCCACUGGUAUCGACAAGUCAGUGAUUUUACACUUCUGCGACUUCGAGGGAAUUGCUCUAGGUGGAGAGGGGUGAAAAUGAGGGCAGAGUCAGGCCCAGUACAUUUCCUCUGGCUGGAAGGAGAAACCAGGCCUUCAUCAUUUUGUUCAAGCUAUACAAUAAAAUCCUUCAGUGCAGCCUAUUCCAAACGCAUGACACUCUGCAGAAAUGAGACUGGGCAUGCCUGCCAGCAGCCUUGAGGCAGAUGCUCUCUCCCGUUUACCAAGGCACUGCAUCAUCUCCUAGGCUGAACCAUGUUGUUGCCAACAUUACGGACUCACUGCGAUGCGUCAAAGCCCCCCCAGCACGGACACUGAACUGCACAGCCUGCCACCGGUUUACUGUCUCCUCAGUGUAUCGGGGAGGGGGGGAACAGGCAGUGUAUACACGCAUAGGCACACACACAAGGUACACACGUACAUUCUCUCUCUCUCUCUCACACACACGCGCGCGCGUGCGCACGCACAGCCCAAGGGAGGUAAGUCCAGCCCCCAGCAGCGGGGCCAUCCUUCUGCUGCUGGAUUUUUCCAGCCAGAGCAUCUUGCCGGCUCUGCUGUAAUUUAUGGAAAUUGGUUUCUGACGUGGGGGUUUUUCUGUUACGGCAGGAACCCUCCGACUGGAGGAGGCAGAGCUGCAGUCAGGGCACGGGAAGAGAGGGAGGCGAAGAGGUGGGGGGCAGAGGGACACCGAGGGAGUGGAGAGGACAGAGAAAGAAAAAGACACAGGGACACUUCAGAGAUGGGUGAGUUAUAACUAACAGAGCAGGAAGAAAGGCAGAGAAAGGGAGAGAAGAAGAGCUGUGGGGAAGGGAAAGGGAAAGGAGCUCGGAGACUGACUCGGUCUCAGGAGGGCAAACGCCAGGAGACGAGUUCAGGGAACACCCCAGCAUAUCAAGAAGGACCUGUUCUGUCUGAACCUUCACCAUGAGCACAAGGAAGAGCUGCCCCCUGCCACUGGGGCAAGGAGACCGGGAGGAAAAGCACGGUGAGGGUACUCCUGACCUGCAGCGACAGGAGUGUGAGGUGGAGCUGAGGAACAAAGCUAUUCUGCAACAGAAGAGGCGCCUUAAACAGGCCACCCAGUUUGUGCACAAGGACUCUGCUGACCUGCUGCCCCUGGAUGGCUUGACAAGGCUUGGCACCUCCAAGGAUCUGCAGCCGCAUAGUGUGGUCCAGAGGCGCCUCUUGGAAGGCAAUCUGAACAAGCUGCGGGGCGAGACCAGGGUUCAAUCUGCAUGGGUUCAAUCUCCGCUGGCAAAAGACCAGGAUGAAAAGAUGGAAAAGGGAGAGGACAGGAGAAAAGAGACUUCACACCUGCUGAUACAGUGUCAGUGCCAAGGUCAGGUAUUGAAAGCAACUGUUAACACCGGGUGUCUACCAAAUCUCAUCUCCAAGAGCUGUUUAAACCAGCUGGGGCUGGAAGAAGUGUCUGCCAUGGACUGUGGAGACCUCUCUCUUCCCAUAUCCAGCGUUGUUGGCCGAGUAGAACAUAUGGAGUUGCAAUUUGGCCAGGAGACAGUGCUGUGUUCAGCACUGGUUGUAGAUGAUGAAAUGCUGGAGUUUUGCAUUGGUCUCCAGACUCUGUUGUCUCUCAAGGUAAGGAACAGCUUCUUCCUUAUUGCAGGACUCCUCUCAAGAAGUUUGCAAAGAUUUGAUUGCUGUAAGCAUCAGAAAUAUUUACUUCAGGUCUUCCAGGGUGCUACCGGCAAUGCUUGUUGCACAGCUGCGUGGCUGGCUGCAGUAUGCUCUAAUUCCUUUCCAGUCUAAGUCACUAAUUCCUUUCCCGUCCUUCUUAAAGGUUUUAGGAAAGGAAUCACCCAGUAGGAUACUAUCACAUCUUCCAUUCUUUGUAUUCCUGACCAUCCAAGUUGCAAAGGCAACGAGGGAACUGAAGAGGCAACAAAAAAAGAGGCAAAGCACGCUGUGUCACAAGUUAGAUUUGUGUUGCCUUUGGAAGGCAGAUGCGAACAAGCUCUGUCCUCGCUUUGAGCUAAGUGAAGCUGCACGAUCACCAUCAGCGUGCAACAGUAACCAGACACGAGUGGGAAGAGUCCUCCCCUUUUGUCAGCUCAGCUCAGGGUCAGUGCUCUGCUGGGCCUGGCGCCUGGGUGGCUCAGAGCAUGGCUGCAGCAAGACAGCUUGCUCCUGCCUGUCAUAUGUUUGUAGCCACAUGUCAAACACAUAAGCAGGGAAAGUCUUGGGCUGAAUGACUGAGUCAUGUGAGGACAUCACCUCAGAGGGAGUCAUAGGAAGAAGUGAGGCGAGUGGCUCUCUGAAGGGUUUGGAGAGGAAUUCAUUGAAGGGAAUAGGAGCAAGGAGGCAGCAUGGGGGACAGGGAGGGGAACUGUAAAGUCUCUACAAACCAAAAGUGGAGUUUUUUGGUGGUUAUACAGGUUUUCCCCAGUCACAGACAUCAUGAGAUUUGCUAUCUGAAAUGUCCAGCAACUAACUGGCUCUCCCCGUCUUUAGUGUUGCAUCGACUUGGAGAAAGGAGUCCUGAGAUUUAAAGCACUGAGUCAAGAGCUGCCUUUUCUACAUGCCUCUGAAGAACCUGGUCAGUGACUGGCUGCGUUCCCAAAGUCUAGGGCUGAGGAGACUUGCUGCCGUGAGAGAGAGAUGAGGGUGAGGCUCACACGCCCCUAACCUUGCUGAGUUCUAGGCUGAGGCAUUCGCUGGGGAGUUAGAAAAAGGCAAAUGGGUGCUGGAAGCUGUUGUUGCUGGGAGUGCCUCAUCUUGAGAGAUAUCCCUCCUUUCAGUGGACCCUCUUGCUUGUCCCCAUGUGCUGAGUGGGCAUUUUGUUCUUGUUUUUCUAUCUGUCCCUAGUCACUCCAAUUUCUACUUCUGUACUAAAUUCAGCCUACCCUUUUAAUGACUUAUUUUUACAAUACCCUCUGUUCAUGAGACAAGAGAGUCUCUGUGAACAGUCUCCGGUUGUUCUGUGGACAGGAGGACAGUGCUUUCUCCAAAAGCCUCAAAGAUUGCCAUGAGUAUUUCCCACCUCUUUGCCUCAGUGUGAGAGGACUCCACUCCCAUUUCUUUGUGGGAAGGGCUCUGUGGCCAGUCACCUCACUUGUACUCUGGGAAGCUGGAUUUUACUACUUUUUCCUGGCUCAGAGCAGAAGAGAAGUAUUUUCUUGGAAAAACCUUGCAGCAAGAACACUUUGAGAGUCCUUAAUUCUAAGAAAACUUUGCAGAAAUGCUGAGUGUAGAUGCCUAGAGUACGGUGAAUGCUCACAGGGGCUUGGGCUUUGCCACUGCAUCCUUGGCCACUAAGCUAUAUUAUAUGAAUAGCAAUGCUGUUGGUGUUAUAUGCAGUAACCAGACUUGCACACCCUGUUCUUCUGACCAGGCCUCUCCUCUCUGCACUCCAGCUGCUAGAGCUACAUUUCUGCCUCCUCUGCUGCACCAUCAGAGAUCCUGCCACUCACUUUAAAUGCUGCGAUGAAUUACAGCACCCAGAGUCUUUUGCUCUGCCAGCUCCUUUCUUUCAACUUGAGAUCUAGUGAUACAUCAGCCUCAAGUCCCAGCACCUCAGAGCCCAUCAACUUUCCUACUCCUGCAUGAAACAAAAUCUAGACUUCCUUGCAGUAUCAGCUCAGGUCAGAGAACUGUGAACUUGUCUGGGAUGAUCAGGGUGAUUGUUAAAUCACUUAAUUGUUGGGGGGGUUUAAUAUUUUUUUUAUGUGCAUCCUAGAGCAUAGCUGUAUGACGAAUAUAUAGUCUAUUCUUUACUAGCUCUAGGAAAGAUGCACCAGAUCAGGGCUUGUUCCAUGCCUUUUGACUACUUAUUCACUACCUGCAUUUUGCACAAUGUCCCUUAGUCCACCCUUAGAAUGUCACGACACCCCCGUUUUGCCUAUCUUCUUGGAUUAAACACUACUGGCUCUCUUCCUUUUUAUCAAGCCUCUUGUUUCCAUUGUGCUUGUUAAAGAAUUUGUGUAUGCAGUUUUGCUUUUUACUGUUAGUUCUUCCCUAAAUCAGAUGCUGCAUGCUGUAGUUUAACAUACGGUGAAAUCAGCAGAGUACAGCCUGGCUGAUACGAUUUGGGAUGCACUUCCCAGUGUUAGCUGGUGUGACUGGCAUCUGCUCCUCCCACAAGCAGCAUCAGGCUAGUGACUUUUAUUGUUAGUCGUCAUAUCUUGCAGCUUCUGAUCUGUUCCUUGGCUUCUUUGCCAUUCUCCUACUUGUGCAUCUGUUUAUUUCUGGCUGCAUGAACUGCUUUCCAUGAAUCUCCUGAACGACACCAAUGGUCCUCUCAUUUAAGUCAGGACACAUCUACUUGAUGAGCCUGUCUUCCAAAGUACCAGUAAUUCCUCCUGGAUUUGUAUCACUUGCGUGUCUGACUGGCUCCUCAAACCCAGGGGUCUUUAAUGACAGUUCAGACUUGUACUAAACCAUCCUGUGUCUCAGCUGGAAUCUACAUAGUACUUGGGUCAACUCUGCUGAAAAUGUCGUGUUUGUGAUAGAUGAACCACCUGUUCCUACGUGCAGCAGCUUGCCUAGUUUCCAACUCUCAUUGCCCUCUAAAAAUGGCAUGUGAAACAAUGGCAAAUAAUCUGCUAAGGCCAGUAGAUACCAUGUCCAUUAAAGCUCUUAUGAUUCAUUAACUUUUAUGCCCUAUUUAAAAAAAAAAAAAAAAGACAAA
This is a messenger RNA of Falco peregrinus (peregrine falcon), 5083 nucleotides long. It is a transcript of the gene NRIP2, whose product is annotated as nuclear receptor interacting protein 2. Gene Ontology annotation, biological process: proteolysis. Gene Ontology annotation, molecular function: aspartic-type endopeptidase activity. NCBI's taxonomy places the organism in Eukaryota, Metazoa, Chordata, Aves, Falconiformes, Falconidae. Bases 1363 to 2205 code for a protein of 280 amino acids. The record is from RefSeq and is a predicted model, not a curated record. The transcript has 5 exons.